GCCAGCCCAACCCGACAGACAGUCGCCUGAAGAGGUAACGCUUUGUUUAGCGAUGGUGCUUGGGCUGCUGGGACAUGGGGGCUUCUGGAAGGUUCACCAUAUGUUAUGGAGCAGCUCCCUGCAGCACCUGCCCAGCUUCAAGACAAGGGCUGAAUGUAUCGGUUUCAUGUCAACAUGACCGCCACAACAGGGAAAACACGGGGUUCCCCCCGGAGGUAUGUUACAACAAAUCCUAGAGUCUACGAAGCAGUACAUCACCCAUUUCGACGCGGCAAAGCAUGUUUCGACGUAUGCUGAAAGGACGGCGAUGCGGAUAUUGGAGCAGUCAGGGGCAAUCUAUAUGACAGGAAAGUCCGGGUCUGGAAAAACUAGAAUAGGAUUAGCCAUAUUAGCAGCAAUUUCAGAGAAGACAGACAGGAUACCAAUUAUCCUCACCUCCGCGAAACAAUGGAACUACAUUCCACAGGGAAACGUCGGCAAAGACAGCUACACAAUUAUGAUUGAUGAUAUAUUUGGAUCUUGGAGCGUAGUGAAUGCUAGGGUUGAUGAAUGGUCGAGGCGGUUUGAUAUCAUGUGGCCCACUGUUGAGUCCGGGCAGGUGCUCCUGGUGUUAGUGUCAAGGAGUGGCAUUGGGGCACAUCACAUGCCGUCUUUACAGAAAUACAAAAUCAUACGGAAUGCACACAUGAUAGAUCUUGAUGAAGGGCCGUAUGCCUUGAGAUACUUUGAAAAAGUAAAAUUAGUCAGGAAGUAUUGUGCAAUGGAAAUUGGUGCUUCACAAGAAGACAUUGAGAAAAUAGUGGGUGAAGACACUCCCCUUGGAUUCCCUCAGUGCUGUAUCUUCUUACAUACAACCAGGCAUACCCAUGUUAAAGGACUUCAGUUUUUCAAAAGACCGUAUGAGUUCAUUGCAGAGGAUGUGGAGGUCCUGAAAGAGACUGACCAACUGGGGUAUUAUGUCUUGUUGAUGAUAAUCGUGAUGAAUAACAGUCUUGACAUAAAACUCCUUAACAAUCCCACAGCAGAAUUCAAUCGUUUACGAGAGAAUAUACGAAAUGCAUGCACAUACUUCACCUCUAAUCCUUCGUGUCAGAAACUAAAGGAAAAGGCCGACUUACUCUGUGGAAAGUAUCUCUCUGAAACAGGUCAAAGGUAUACUUUCCGUCAUCAGUCUAUACUGGAAGCUGUUGUACUCAAUGCAGCUGAAGAAAACAAAGAACUGUUUCUCCGAUAUUGCCCAGUACAAACACUUCUCGAGUUUGUGUCUCUGCGUACUGAUUGCAGUAACGUAUCUUUGUGCAUCAAACAGGAGGAAUACAGAAGCUUGGUCUCUCGAGUCACAGAUAUAAUACUAUCUGAAAAUUGCAGUUCAAUCUUGUCUCAUUCAGCUUUCCACCAUCCUAGAUUUCUUGAAUGUUUAUCAGAUGAAUGGAAUGAUGACGUCAUACUUCAAAUCUCAAGCUAUGCUGCCACACCACACAAUUUGACGUUAACAGUGGCUAAUAUGAAAAUAUUUCACAUGUUUUCAGAUCCGUUGUCUUUUUUCGGCUCACAAUUUCGGGACGAAGAAGUUAUAUUCACAUAUAAAUACGCAGUUUCUUUCUUUAUAAUGCAAAGGCUUCCAGUACUGGUGAAGCUAGUCCUACAUGGUGUCGAUCAACAGGAGGUAAAGGAAGAAGCGCUGAAGUGUGCUCUGUACAUACAAGACCAUGCUACCAUUGACUUUCUUCUCCAGCAAGAGGUGACCAUCUCACAAGAGUGCAUGACGAUAAUUUGCUGCAUCCGUGAUGUAGAUCAGAGUAUAACCAACACAAUAUGCCACCACUUUGAAGAUGAACAUGAGGUUCUGUCCAGCCCAGAAAAACUCCUUUCAUUGGCUGUUCAACAUGGAAACAUUAGAGCUGUACAAUUUCUUGUCAAGAAGAUGUCGGGAUUGACAAACUGUGGUAAAAUAUAUUUUCGGUGCCUGGAACAGUUGAUGGUACAGUGUGACAUGGGAAAUAGAAGUGUGCCCCCUAUCUCAAGCAAUGCCAUACCGGUUCUUGAAAUCAUGACAAUACUUAUGAGCGUACAGACACCGUCGUCUUACCAUCACCUUCUGCUAUCAGCCUCGGCCCAUGAUACAACACUAGCGCUUGAAUGGUUGUUGAAUCAUACAGAUGCGCCCGUGAUUACUGCGGACAUGGAGGAGGUAAUGGAGAUGGUUGCUACACAUGGAAUAUCUGAUAACUUGAGUAUUCUCCUAAAGAAAGGAAUACCUUUCAAAAAGACCAUUUUACUUGGAGCGACAAAAUCGCGAUGUCAGAGUGGAGGGAAAAUUGUCCUCUUAUUAGAAGCAUUUCGCAAAGCUGUUCACGCUGGAUCACAGUUGCAAGGCAAUGAAAAUAGCGAUCGCGGCACGUUUGGCGUCAACGUAGAAGAUGAGAAUAAAAAUAAUCCCCUUCACAUAGCAGCUUUACGUGGAGAUGCUGACAGUGUUGGAGUCCUUCUUGGGGCUGGUGCAGACAUCAGUCAUGUGAACAAAGAUGGACUUACACCUUUACAGUGUGCGACCUUAGCAGGUAGUACAGAAUGCGUAAAGUGUCUCUUACAGUCUGUAAAGAAGCGUCAUACAGAAUGCUCUGAUAGCAUUGAGCUUGUUAGUCCUGCUCAUGUAUGGCAUGACGGGUCAUUUAAGUCCUUCCCUUCACUGAAUACGCUACGUUUUCUGUUGAUGCCUAAUUCAACUGGGAGUACGCCUAAAGCUCUCUUAGAUCUGCUGCUUGGUCAGGCUAUGUACUUAGAAACGACGGACGAAUAUGGUAGAACACCUAUGUUUUACGCCUCAGCUUUGUCAGAUCUGCCUCUAAUCAAGCAUUUAUUAAGACUCGGAGCAAAGCUGGAUGUACAGGACUGCAAUGGUAGGACAGUUCUGCAUGAGGCAGCAAGGCAUGCUGAUAUUGAAACAUUCAUGUUGUUGUGUGAGAGUGGCUGUGAGAUCGACGUGAAGACAUCCACUAGUCAAACAGUUGUACAUGAAGCUGCCGAGUCAAGGGACAAUGUGAAGACACCCACUGGUCAAACAGUUGUACAUGAAGCUGCGGAGUCAAGGGUCGAUGUGAAGACACCCACUGGCCAAACAGUUGUACAUGAAGCUGCCGAGUCAAGGGACGAUGUGAAGACAUCCACUGGUCAAACAGUUGUACAUGAAGCUGCCGAGUCAAGGGACGAUGUGAAGACACCCACCGGUCAAACAGUUGUACAUGAAGCUGCCGAGUCAAGGGACGGUGUGAAGACAUCCACUGGUCAAACAGUUGCACAAGAAGCUGCCGAGUCAAGGGUCGAUGUGAAGACAUCCACUGGUCAAACAGUUGUACAUGAAGCUGCCGAGUCAAGGGACGAUGUGAAGACAUCCACUGGUCAAACAGUUGUACAUGAAGCUGCCGAGUCAAGGGACGGUGUGAAGACAUCCACUGGUCAAACAGUUGUACAUGAAGCUGCCGAGUCAAGGGACGGUGUGAAGACAUCCACUGGUCAAACAGUUGCACAAGAAGCUGCCGAGUCAAGGGUCGAUGUGAAGACAUCCACUGGUCAAACAGUUGUACAUGAAGCUGCCGAGUCAAGGGACGAUGUGAAGACAUCCACUGGUCAAACAGUUGUACAUGAAGCUGCCGAGUCAAUCUGCUCCGUGUGGACGGUGUGAAGAC
Molecule: messenger RNA, 3686 nt
Organism: Haliotis rubra (blacklip abalone)
Lineage: Eukaryota; Metazoa; Mollusca; Gastropoda; Lepetellida; Haliotidae
Exons: 4
Coding region: 218-3682 (1154 amino acids)
Biological process (GO): protein localization to T-tubule; regulation of cardiac muscle contraction
Cellular component (GO): T-tubule
Molecular function (GO): protein binding
Source: RefSeq, a predicted model, not a curated record